Saccostrea cuccullata (small rock oyster) is the source of this 1647-nucleotide messenger RNA. RefSeq lists its product as uncharacterized. The record is from RefSeq and is a predicted model, not a curated record. The coding region runs from base 16 to 399 and encodes 127 amino acids. The transcript has a single exon. Lineage: Eukaryota; Metazoa; Mollusca; Bivalvia; Ostreida; Ostreidae.
AGAUGAACUAUAAAGAUGUUUCUUUCAGAAGAUGGGGAUCGAGUUCGGGUCCAGGAAUAUGGGUUCCGGGCGGAGGAGAUUAUUUUCAUUCUGAUAGUGGUAGCUGUGUGGAUCGUGGCUAUGGUACUUUGCUACAAACAGUGGGACAGCAUUAGGAUCUUACAACCCAUUGAACCGCGAUACAAACACAGCCCAAAAAACCUAGAGAGUAUACGAAUAGUGAAGAGACCACAAGAUAGCGUCAUCUAUAAAAACUACAGCCGAAAGCUGUCUAUUACAAUGGAUGAAAGAGAGAAAAGGAGAUUACAGAGAAUGAACACCGAGCCCGUACUUCCCAGUGUGUCACGGUUCAGUGCAUUACCCACAAUUCAUAUGGAGGAAGCAACGACAGAAAUGUGACAUUACAUGUGCCUACAUUACGUCAUUCCUCCCACAUCAUGUCCUUUAUAUCAUGCCAAUAAUUUAUUUUGUUUCCAGAUUUCCAAUCAUAUUAUUAAGGACUCAAAAAAAACUGUCUUUGUUUUCCAUCAUCAUAUAAACAUCAAUUCGUUUGUACAUAUUUAACAUAUUCACUGACUUUUUUGUGUGUAGUUUUUUCUUCAAACAAAGCAAUUGCAAUAUCUUCAAAGUGCUCUUUCUGCAGUAAUGCAUUUUGCCCGAAUCAAGACUCCAUCGAUCGAAUAAAUAAUUGUGUUAAGAUUGAACCUCGCCAAAUGCAGGUAGCCAGUGCGGGAUUUAAUCAGCAGAAAAUGUUAUAUUGUAUUGGCAGAAAACUAAUUAUGCUCCCCACAAUCGUAAGUAAUUUUAUAACGUGAAGUCCCAUAUAUACUAUUCAGGCAUUUUAAAGCUUGAUGCUGUUGCAUAACAAUCAUGUUUUUUCUUUUAUAUUUUACUACUGUUUGUAUGCAAUAAUGUACAUAUAAAUGUGCACAUAGGAACUGAUUUACGUUAGAUCCGCUGGAGUAGUGACAAUAAAACUAAAUUACCCUUAACUAUCCCGUAUGCAUGUAUUGAAAAGGAAAAUGUUUUAAAUAAUGACCGAUACAUUGUAUUUGCUUUAACAAUAACUUGUGAACCACCAGCCUCGAUAUAAUGAUAUUAGAAAUAUUGCAAAUGAAUAGUUUACGUUUACACCUGACAGAUGUAAACCUUUAAGAAUCCUCGUCGAUAUAAGGAACAAACUAAAAAUUUGUGUUCUUAGGAAUACUAGACGUAUAGAUUUUCUUUUAUAUACACAAAGUUAAAUAUAUUCUUCGUAUGCUAAAUAUGCCUUUACUACAUAAACUACUUGAAAAGAUUAUAAUUAGUUUGUAUAUGUAUAAAGUAUAUGUUUGGUGAAUCCUUUCAACAACCCUUUCUCUAUUUCCUCAUGGUGCAUCUUUACAACCUUGGCAUUGUUACAUGUGUACUAUAAUGAUUAAUUUAAAAAAGGCAUAUAUCUGGAACCUUUCUAGAUAAGCCUUAUACAAUAUGUAUAUGUACCGCCUUCAUCAAAAUUGAAUGUGAUGGUACUUAUUCUUAUUGGCAGUCUUACUGAAAAAAACUAGGUAUUGGUAUAUCGCAUUUGCAAAUAAUUGGAAAAUACCUGCGAAACCCUACACGAUUUAUCAUGUAGUGUCUUUUAACACCUUUGCCGGUGUGUAAUGG